CGUGAGUGCAUCUCUAUCCACGUUGGUCAGGCUGGUGUGCAGAUCGGUAAUGCGUGCUGGGAGCUGUACUGCUUGGAGCAUGGGAUCCAGCCUGAUGGGCAGAUGCCCAGUGACAAAACCAUAGGCGGAGGGGAUGACUCCUUCAACACCUUCUUCAGCGAGACAGGAGCGGGAAAACAUGUCCCUCGUGCAGUUUUUGUGGAUCUCGAACCAACUGUAGUUGGUAAGGACGAAAGUUUUCUAAAAUAUGGUUACCAUAUGCUGUAAUAAAAAAUCCUCCCUGACCAGAGUUGUGAUUUUUCAUAGAUGAGGUCCGCACCGGGACAUACCGUCAACUGUUCCACCCUGAGCAGCUCAUCACCGGUAAGGAGGAUGCCGCCAACAACUAUGCUCGAGGCCACUACACCAUUGGCAAGGUGAUCGUGGAUCUGGUUCUGGACAGAGUUCGCAAACUGGUGAGUAACGUUAGCUAGCAUUUUUAUUGAUAGCCUGAAGUCAUGUACUUCCAACUCUCAGUUAUGUAACUUUACUAGCAAACUAGUUGUACAGGGUUGUAAGCCUGUGAGGCCAAUCUGUCCCCAAUAGUGAUGUGCAGUUCGCAAUCGAUUUGUUGUUUUUGAACAACCGUUUUUACUGAUUUAAGAGUAAUUAAUCGUUUUUCUGAGUGACUCAUUCAUUUUAUAUCUUCGUUUGACCUGCUGGUUGCAAUGAAUUCUACAGCAGGAUUAAUACACACACCUCCAGUGACUCCAACCUAUAUGCACUCAGACCAAAUAGAUCAUGCUGCAAUCAGCAUAGAGAAUAAAAAUAUGUUUAGAUUAGAACUGAUAAUUGAUCGCAUGGUGAAAGAAUAGAUGCAAUUCAUUUAUUAUUGAAUGUUAUGAUGGACACCACAGGAGGUUGGUGGCACCUUAAUUUGGGAGGACAUGCUCGUGGUAAUGGCUGGAGUGGAAUCAGUGGAAUGGUAUCAAACACACAUGCUUUCCAUGUGCUUGAUGCCAUUCCAUUCGCACCGUUCCAGCCAUUAUGAGCAAUCCUCCCCUCGGCAGCCUCCACUGUUGGACACAGCUUUGUAGAACCAAAAUAUGUUUGUUUUUUAUUACGUUUUUAAAAAGUAUUUUAGCAGACGCUCUUAUCCAGAGUGACUUACAGUUAGUAAGUGCAGACAUUUUCAUACUGGCCCCCCAUGGGAAUCAAACCCACAACCCUGGCGUUGCAAGCGCCAUGCUCUACCAACUGAGCUACACGGGGCCACACAAAAUAUACACAGCCUCUGCUCAACAAACUCGAGAAUGAAUCAUUUGGAGUGCUGCAGUUCGCAAACGAUAUUGUGCUUAUCACCCUCAAGGCAGUUAAGCAAUGCAUUCCGCCAAGAGUAGUUCACAAGCUAGUCCAGUUGUGGCCACAACUAGACCUCGUUUCAAAUGUACUAAGAAAAAAUCUUAUUUGCAUGCCUAGCAAUUAACAAAUGUACAUUGUUUAAAGCACGAUUUUACAAGUCUGUCACAAAUUACAGCUCUAGUAAGCCCCUUAUGGUGAACGAAAGGCUUGUAGAAUCAUGACUAUUUUGAGUUUUCAGUUCAUUGUUCGCAGGUAGGGUCAUUGUGCUCUGGAAAGAUUUGUUCUUUUGAGUCGAAAAGAUCAGUCAGUAAAAACCACUUGUGCCUAACCCGUGUUCUAUCUCACCCCAGUCAGACCAGUGCACUGGGCUUCAGGGCUUCCUGAUCUUCCACAGUUUUGGUGGUGGAACUGGCUCAGGUUUUGCUUCGCUGCUCAUGGAGAGACUGUCUGUGGACUACGGCAAGAAGUCCAAACUGGAGUUUGCCAUUUACCCUGCCCCUCAGGUAUUGCUAAGGUUUAGUUGCUCACAUGAUUAUUUGGUAGAUUUCCACAUCAGCAAAACUUGAACUGUACUUUAUAUCCCUGUAGUCAAUACUUGUUUGAUAUCUACAUUUUCAUUAUGUGACACCUAAUGAUGACUGUUCUACCUCUUGUGUAUGUGUUCAGGUGUCCACAGCAGUGGUGGAGCCCUACAACUCUAUCCUGACCACCCACACCACCCUGGAGCACUCCGACUGUGCCUUCAUGGUCGACAAUGAGGCCAUCUACGACAUCUGCCGUCGUAACCUGGACAUCGAGCGCCCCACCUACACCAACCUCAACAGGCUCAUUGGCCAGAUUGUCUCCUCCAUCACCGCCUCGCUUCGUUUCGAUGGAGCCCUCAACGUGGACCUGACAGAGUUCCAGACCAACCUGGUGCCCUACCCCCGUAUCCACUUCCCCCUGGUCACCUACGCACCUGUCAUCUCUGCUGAGAAGGCCUACCAUGAAAUGCUCUCUGUGGCAGAGAUCACGAAUGCCUGCUUCGAGCCCGCCAACCAGAUGGUGAAGUGUGACCCUCGCCACGGGAAGUACAUGGCCUGCUGCAUGCUGUACCGUGGGGAUGUGGUGCCCAAGGACAUCAACGCUGCCAUUGCCACCAUCAAGACCAAACGCACCAUCCAGUUUGUUGACUGGUGCCCCACCGGCUUCAAGGUAAACAAGUAAUUAAUUCAUUCACACUGAUCUAUGCUCCUAAACAUUUAAGGCACUUGGCAUGAUAAUUAUUGGUUAGUCAGGUUUUAAGACUUUUUGUUUGUGCCCUGCAGGUUGGCAUCAACUACCAGCCACCCACAGUGGUGCCAGGUGGAGAUCUGGCCAAGGUCCAGAGAGCCGUGUGCAUGUUGAGCAACACCACGGCCAUCGCUGAGGCCUGGGCUCGGCUCGACCACAAGUUUGACUUGAUGUACGCCAAGCGUGCCUUUGUGCACUGGUAUGUGGGAGAGGGUAUGGAGGAGGGGGAGUUCUCGGAGGCCAGAGAGGAUCUGGCUGCCCUGGAGAAGGACUACGAAGAGGUGGGAGUAGAUUCAGUGGAAGGGGAGGCUGAGGAAGGAGAAGAGUACUGA
Messenger RNA from Coregonus sp. 'balchen', 2945 nucleotides. Lineage: Eukaryota; Metazoa; Chordata; Actinopteri; Salmoniformes; Salmonidae. The record is from the annotation of a GenBank genome assembly.